UUUCUCUUCUUCUCUAGUGUUUAUCGUCUCUGCGUACUGACUGUGAGACUCAAAUCUCUUUGAUUUUAUACAAUCGGAAUAACUUGAAGCUCAAAUGGGAGAAGAAGAAGCAUAUUUGCAUCCGGAGACGGAUACGAAUAAGAGGAAGUUGGAAGAAAUCCAGCUCGCGAAGCAGAAAGCUCAGGAGAUUGUGGCUCGACUUGUGAAUGAUGCCGGAGCCAAGAGAACUCGCUUUGACGACUCAUCAGAGUCCUACUCCGGUGAUUUUCAAUCCAACUCUACAUUUUCGGACCUUGCCCCAAAGCCUUCUGUUCAGCUUUCAGUGAACGCACAGACAGGAACCAUUCCAUUUGCUGCACAGUCAGGUUCAUAUCAUGCUUUCCAAGGCACUAAUAAGAAAAUAGAGAUACCAAAUGGCAAGGUUGGAGUUAUCAUUGGGAAAGGAGGGGAUACAAUAAAGUAUCUUCAGCUUCAGUCAGGAGCUAGGAUCCAAGUAACCAAGGACACAGAAGCUGAUCCGUAUGCUCAGACAAGAGAGGUGGAAUUGUGUGGUACACCAGAGCAAAUUAGUAGGGCAGAACAAUUAAUAAAGGAUGUACUUGCAGAGACGGAUGCAGGGGGAUCUGGUUCAUCUGCAAAUCGUGGAUAUCCUAUGCAACAAGGAGGCGAGCAAGUUACAAUGAAAGUUCCGAAUGACAGGGUUGCUUUGAUCAUUGGUAAAGGUGGUGAAACCAUAAAGAACAUGCAAAGCAGGUCUGGAGCUCGUAUUCAGAUUAUACCGCUACAUCUUCCUCCGGGUGAUACUUCAACAGAAAGAACAGUAUAUAUAAAUGGAACUAAUGAACAAAUUGAGUCGGCCAAAGAAUCGAUCAAUGAACUAAUUAGCGGGAAUCGUGUUAGAAACACAUCAAUGUCAGGUGGUUAUGCGCAGCCGGGAUACCGACCGACUGGAAACUGGGUUCCACCGGGGCCACCUCCAAUGCAACAGCCUGGGUAUGGGUAUGCACAGCCUGGAACAUAUACUUCACCACCUCCACCCUACUAUGGCAGCUAUCCUCCACCGGGUCAAUGGGAUCAGUCAAGCUCAUCGACUGUGCCUCCACCACCUCAGCAAGCCACAGGGUACAAUUACUAUGGACAGCCUACCCAGACAGGAUCUGCUCCACCUGAUGUAAGCUAUGGGUAUGGUCAAAACUCUUCAGGUGCCAGCCAUGGCUAUGAUCAGGGUUACGCUCAGCAGACACAAACUUAUGGACAGGAUGCUACAACACAGGCCCCUCAAGAGGAUCAACAAAACCCUUAUGCAGCGCCAGGGUAUGGGCCGCCCUCUAUACCACCUCAAUUGGAUGGGACAACUCCAGCGCAGCCUUAUGGAACCCAGUCUUCAACUCAACCACUGUCUGCAUAUCCACCCCCUUACAGUCAGCCACCGACACAUCAACCUGGGUAUGGGACUCAGAGCUACCCUGGGCCCCCGACGCAUCAACCUGAGUAUGAUCAGACAGGUUUUACCCAGUCGGGGUAUGGAGCACAGCAACCAGCUCCACUCCCACCACCAGCUCAUAGUCAACUGCCUACUUCACAACCUGCUUAUGGUCAAGCUGCGUAUCCUCAACAACCAGUCCCACUGCAGUCCAGUUAUGUUCAGGGUACAAAUACUCCUGCUUAUGGGCAGUCACAGCCUCACCUAGCAACCCAUGGGUAUUCGCAGCAGGUGGCUUAUGGAGUGGAAAGAAAUGCAGAGGGAAAUACUGCUGCUCCAAGUUAUGGCUCUGCACCUGUGGCACAGGAACUGGCUCGUCCUCAAAGCUGAAGGUAUGAUGGGCCCAGCUCUAUUGCUUUAGCUUUUAAGGCAUCUUCUAGAACUUUAAAAAUAGCAUUUUUGCUGGAAUGCCUAUGUAUGCUAAUGUGACACUUGUUUUACUUUAUUUUACUUGAAGCAAACUAUGGAUGGGAAACAGAGGUUCUAGAAUAGUUGGAACUUCUAUUACAAAUCCUGUUCCAAAGUACAGCUUUCCGCCACAGAAAUUGGUUAGAAUUGGCGUUUGAGUUUGAUUGGGAGUAGUUUUUAGAUGUUGAAUUGCUCAUUUGAACACCAAGGCAGGUGGGGAUUGGCUGUGAAGGUUAAUGUUGGGGUGAUUUGCUUGAAGUUCUUUAGCUUCAAUGGAUAGAUAAAACAUUGUGGCUGCAU
This is a messenger RNA of Telopea speciosissima, 2191 nucleotides long. RefSeq names its product far upstream element-binding protein 1-like. The record is from RefSeq and is a predicted model, not a curated record. Bases 95 to 1813 code for a protein of 572 amino acids. Gene Ontology annotation, molecular function: mRNA binding. The transcript has 7 exons. Lineage: Eukaryota; Viridiplantae; Streptophyta; Magnoliopsida; Proteales; Proteaceae. Gene Ontology annotation, biological process: regulation of gene expression. Gene Ontology annotation, cellular component: cytoplasm.